Messenger RNA from Glycine soja, 1551 nucleotides. Its product is annotated as 5'-nucleotidase SurE-like. Gene Ontology annotation, molecular function: nucleotidase activity. Bases 100 to 1191 code for a protein of 363 amino acids. The transcript has 10 exons. The record is from RefSeq and is a predicted model, not a curated record. NCBI's taxonomy places the organism in Eukaryota, Viridiplantae, Streptophyta, Magnoliopsida, Fabales, Fabaceae.
AUUAAUAAAACGCAUAAAAAUAUUUAAUUAAAGUCCAUAGUCUGAUCCAAACAAACACUAUCCCUGGCAGUACCAAUCCAUCUCUUUCCUCUCUGGCCCAUGACGACGUCGUCCGGUUCCGUGAAGAACGCGAUGCCCCCAGGCCUCCAAGAACCCAACAUCAAUGCCGAACCCUCUUCCUCCGCCGACGAUUGCUCCAACUCCAACACGAAGCCCAUCGUGUUGGUCACCAACAGUGACGGCAUUGAGUCUCCGGGCCUCGUUCACCUCGUCGAAGCCCUCGUGCUCCAGGGCCUCUGCGACGUCCAUGUCUGCGUUCCUCAAUCGGACAAAUCGGCUUCGGCCCACUCUGUCACUCGCGGAGAAACCGUUGAAGCUUUUUCGGCACAAAUUAAUGGCGCCACCGCCUUUGAAGUUUCAGGAACUCCUGUGGAUUGUGUUUCACUAGCGUUAUCUGGGGCCUUGUUUUCAUGGUCAAAACCUAUGCUGGUUAUUAGUGGAAUUAACCGGGGAUCAAGCUGUGGUCAUCACAUGUUCUACUCAGGUGUUGUUGCUGGAGCAAGAGAGGCGUUGUUAUGUGGUGUACCUUCAUUGUCAAUAUCAUUAAAUUGGAAGAAGGAUGAAAGUCAAGAGACUGAUUUCAAGGAUGCAGUAGUACUCUGUUUACCUUUAAUAAUUGCUGCUAUCAGGGAUGUUGUAAACGGAACUUUCACCAAAAGUUGCUUUCUGAAUAUAGAAAUUCCUACAUCGCCUUUAACCUGUAAGGGCUUCAAAUUAACCAAGCAAAGUAUGUGGAGAUCCACUCUAAACUGGCAGGCAGUUUCAACUAGCCGGUAUCCUCCUGGUCAUUUCUUGGCCAGUAAACAAGGCUUUGGUCUUCAGUUUGCACAGAUUGGCCGAGAUGCCUCUGCUGCUGGUGCAGCUCGCAGAUUAACUACACAGAAAAAGAAUUUGGAGAUUGUUGAAUCAAUUGGAGCUGCUGGAAAACCUGAUUCCAACAGGGUGAAGAAGUACUUCAGGCUAGAGUUUUCGGAGAAGCAGCUGGAAGAUAUAGAUGACGAUCUAGAUUACAGGGCACUUGAAAGUGGAUUUGUUGCAGUUACUCCUCUCUCUCUAUCUCCUCAUACUGAGACCAAUAUUCAAAUGGCAGCUUCUGAUUGGAUUUCAUCUGUGUUUCCUGGUGAACAAUAGCCUCAAACAGAGUUCAGCUUCAGCGUGAUUAUGUACAUUUGAGAUUUCUGAUUCUUUUCUAUUUUCUUCUUGAAAGCAAAGGUGGAGCAGAAGCGUCUGUCACACCCAUUCUAUAGUUGAUAUCAUCAAUCUGUACUCUAUGUUUGUAUGUGUGUGUAAGAUAUUUUGUAUUCCCCUCUUCAUUGUUUCAUUUCUUUUGGUCGCUAGUUAUUUCUGAUGUUAUUUGCUUCCUGUAAUCUCCUAGGCAUAUUUUAAAAAUGCCAUUUCGUCUGUUUUGUAACUUACAAAACUAGGUGCACGUGCCAUUGUAAUCAAAUUGUUGUUUAUGGAUUUCAACCUUUCAAAAUAUCUUUUUUAAUG